GAUGUUUGGAUCAAGUGGUACUAGAUAGAAGUGAGUGGUAACUAUUAAGCUUUUGAAUGUAUGCUGUUUCUGAUGAAAAGAACAGAUGUGUUGCACAUUUCAUGCGUAAUAUCAGCUUCUUUUUUCCUGCCCUUCACUACUAUCCAAAUGUUACAUAUGAGUAUCAUGUGCAUAUGCAAAGCGUAUAAAUUUCAGAUCUUUGGAAGAAAAGUUGUUGCAGUUUUUCGGCAUUGUUUUCAACAGGACUUGCUAGAAAUCAUGACCUGAAUCGCCUGGCAACCUCCAAGUAUGUAAUCAAUUUGUUUGCUGCAAACAAGUUAAAGCAAAGACAGCAUGGGUUAGCAUGUAAUUGUGUGUAUUUACACACAAAGUGUAACAAAACCGCCUAUCAAAACAGGGCACGCUUCCAUCUCUGGACAAUCAAGGAAUUAGAUCUGAGUUUUUGGUAUUUGAAGCACUGGGAUAUGGAUAUGUGGAAGUUAUUCUUGGUUGUGUUUUCGUUGGCUCUGGCUUUUCAGCUGGCCAAGAGCUUUGAUUACCAUGAGAGUGAUUUGGCCUCCGAAGAGAGCCUGUGGGAUUUGUACGAGAGAUGGAGGAGCCACCAUACAAUCUCCCGUGACACGAAGGAGAAGCAAAAGCGUUUCAAUGUGUUCAAGGAGAAUCUGAAACACAUCCACAACGUGAACCAGAUGGACAGGCCUUAUAAGUUGAAACUAAACAAGUUUGCAGAUAUGACAAACUAUGAGUUCAUGAGUACAAGGAGCUCGAAGGUUAGCCAUUACCGGAUGUUACAUGGUCCGAGGCGGAUGACUGAUUUCCAGCAUGGCGAAGUUGACAACCUUCCACAAUCCAUUGAUUGGAGGCGGAAAGGAGCAGUUACUGGUAUCAAGGACCAAGGCAAAUGUGGAAGCUGUUGGGCAUUUUCAACUGUAGUUGCAGUGGAGGGUAUAAAUAAAAUCAAAACAGGGGAGCUUGUUAAUUUAUCUGAACAAGAGCUAGUUGAUUGUGAUAAGGAGAACCAAGGAUGUGAUGGAGGAUUGAUGGAACAAGCAUUCAAGUUCAUCAAGCAAAGCAAUGGAUUAACUACCGAGAAAAUCUACCCAUACGAAGCCAAAGACGAGUCCUGUGACUCGGCCAAGUUGAAUGGUCCUGUGGUGAUCAUUGAUGGUUAUGAAAUGGUACCAGAAAAGGAUGAGAAAGCUCUGAGGAAUGCUGUUGCACAACAACCUGUGUCUAUUGCUAUAGAUGCUGGUGUCAAGGAUUUCCAGUUCUACUCGGAGGGCGUAUUCUCCGGAGACUGUGGCACUGAGCUGAACCAUGGGGUGGCAGUGGUAGGCUAUGGAGCAACUCAUGACGGGACGAAGUACUGGAUUGUGAAGAACUCGUGGGGCGAGGACUGGGGAGAAAAGGGUUACAUAAGGAUGCAACGAGAUAUCGAAGCUCAAGAAGGCCUUUGUGGUUUAACCUUGGAAGCCUCUUACCCUGUCAAGUUGCAUGCCAACAACGAUGGGAAAGCUUCCCAACAGGCCAAGGAUGAACUCUGAAUUCAGUACAUCAUUUUGUUGGUCAAGUUUGUUAUAUAUGCUGAAGUGAGUAAAGUUGCAGUGUUAUGGUAUACAAGUUAGGCGUUGUACUAUGUUGUGUUGUUGUGAAAUGCUUUCGAAAUGAUAAUAAAACAUGUUAGAUGCUUUA
Molecule: messenger RNA, 1692 nt
Organism: Hibiscus syriacus
Lineage: Eukaryota; Viridiplantae; Streptophyta; Magnoliopsida; Malvales; Malvaceae
Product: vignain-like
Exons: 5
Coding region: 465-1544 (359 amino acids)
Cellular component (GO): lysosome
Molecular function (GO): cysteine-type endopeptidase activity
Source: RefSeq, a predicted model, not a curated record